Molecule: messenger RNA, 956 nt
Organism: Argentina anserina (silverweed cinquefoil)
Lineage: Eukaryota; Viridiplantae; Streptophyta; Magnoliopsida; Rosales; Rosaceae
Exons: 2
Coding region: 13-687 (224 amino acids)
Source: RefSeq, a predicted model, not a curated record
AGCACAAACAAAAUGAACUUAUACUUUUGCGGCUGCCACAAGCUUCUGAGGAAUAGCAUCAACAUGUCCUACUACAAUAUCUUCUUCUUCAUCUUCUUCUUCUUCUGCUGUCUCAUCACAGUUUCCAUGGCGGAUGAUCAUGAUCAAGUAGCAGUACUGCAGCAGCAAAACCCGUUACACCAGAUACUCUCCAGCCGAAAGGAUCUGGUGCAGAUUGCUGGAUACGGAGAAGAGAAGCUUUCUACGGUACUAAUUACUGGCUCCGUCCAUUGUGAAGAGGCUUGUAGUCUUUCUGAUGACCAUGAACAUCAAGCUCAUCAGCUUCAUCUUCAUGCAUGGCCUGUAUCAGGUGCCGUGGUGUCUGUGAAUUGCCGUGUGGGUGGGAGAAAAAGGAAAUCAAGUCGGUCACAAGGUGUUACAGAUGAAUAUGGAGAUUUCAUGAUUGAUCUACCUUCCGAUCUACAUGCGGUUCCCAACUUGGACAAACUAUGUUGCGCCAGAGUAAUUCGUGUACCAAAGAACACACAGUGCAAAGCAGCAUUUGUAAAGAGGCACAAGGGGCUAAAAUUAUCAUCAGUUGGUAAUGGUAUUAGAACCUACAGCACUGGAAGGAUAAGAUUCCAGAAUUUGACUCCUAAGCCUUCACAAUCAUGCAUUGAGAAAGCAAGCAACAACAAACAGAUGUAAACCCAUUCUUAGUAACUAAAGAGACAGCUCAUCUGGAAGGCGCUUCAGUCACAGCAUUGAGAUACAGUGGUUCGAAUUCUAUUGAGAGAGAGUGGUAAGAAUUCUACUUACCACAUGUAUAUAGCUGAAAGUGUGAUCAUCAUGUGUGUAUACCUAUAUAAAUUCAUAGCAUGACAGAGAUCAUGCAUGUAAACAUUACAAAACCUCAUAUUUGGUUGUAUAGACUACAGCUUUGGGCCAUGAAUUAAUACCAUAUAAGUUUUGCAAUA